Gorilla gorilla gorilla (western lowland gorilla) is the source of this 483-nucleotide messenger RNA. RefSeq names its product developmental pluripotency-associated protein 3-like. Lineage: Eukaryota; Metazoa; Chordata; Mammalia; Primates; Hominidae. Gene Ontology annotation, cellular component: nucleus. Bases 1 to 483 code for a protein of 160 amino acids. The record is from RefSeq and is a predicted model, not a curated record. Gene Ontology annotation, biological process: epigenetic programing of female pronucleus. The transcript has a single exon.
AUGGACCCACCACAGAAGUUUAAUCCAACCUCCAUCCCAGAGUCUUCACAAAUGCUCACCGAAGAAAAUUCCCAGGACGAUUCAGGGGCCUCUCAAAUCUGCUCCGAGACAUUGAUAAAAAACCUUAGUAACUUGACUGUCAAUGCUAGUAACGAAUCCCCUUCCCCUGUACCGGAAUGUUCACUCUAUGAACAGUCUACAAGAGCAACAAUCCUCAGGGAAAUCACAGAUGACUUGCUUUACAGGAGGAGAGGAGUAAGAACAUUGCUGUCUGUGCAGAGAGAGAGGAUGGCAAGAUUCAGAUACAUGUUACUCGGCGGAGUUCAUACGCAUGAAAGAAUACUAAGAAACACUGGGCUUAAGGGAGUUAAGAAGGAAUCAAGACCAUUCAGAUGUCCCUGCAGUUUCUGCUUGUUUAACAGAUGGGAUCCUUCUGAGAAUGCUAGAAUAGGGAAUUAUGACACCAAGCCACUUCAGCCAUAA